GCUACUUCGCUUUUAGCAAACUUCGGAUAUAACGAACGAUAUUUAAAUGUCCCAUUGAGUUCGUCAUAAGCGGAGUCGAUUUAAUGACACAUUUAGUUGAUUAUGACACUGAAUUUUCUUUUAAAUUUUAUUUCAGGUGAAAAGUAUGUUAUGACUAUAUUUCGAGUUUUAAGUUUUGCAGAUCAAGGUAUAUAUGAUAUAGUGAACAAUCUUGGAUCCAUGGCUGCACGUUUUAUAUUCCAACCCAUAGAAGAAAGUGGUUACCUGUUUUUCUCACAGCUCUUAGUAAGAGGGGAACAAGUCAGUAAACAAAAACAGGAAUCGUGUCAGUUAGCUGUUGACGUGAUGUCAUGUUUGUUGAAGCUAGUAAUACUGAUUGGUGCUAUUAUACUGGUGUUUGGUAUACCGUAUUCCUAUCUAGCAUUAGAUCUAUACGGUGAUACCAUGCUCUCAUCUGGGUCAGGUAUGUAUAAAUAGCUAUGACACAAGCACUUUCAGCAGUAUAGAAAUAGGCAAUACUGUAUGCAAGACUCC
Ruditapes philippinarum (Manila clam) is the source of this 534-nucleotide messenger RNA. Its product is annotated as protein RFT1 homolog. The coding region runs from base 103 to 477 and encodes 124 amino acids. The record is from RefSeq and is a predicted model, not a curated record. The transcript has 3 exons. NCBI's taxonomy places the organism in Eukaryota, Metazoa, Mollusca, Bivalvia, Venerida, Veneridae. Gene Ontology annotation, biological process: glycolipid translocation; dolichol-linked oligosaccharide biosynthetic process. Gene Ontology annotation, cellular component: endoplasmic reticulum membrane.